Messenger RNA from Sceloporus undulatus (fence lizard), 2252 nucleotides. RefSeq names its product COP9 signalosome subunit 4 (gene COPS4). The record is from RefSeq and is a predicted model, not a curated record. NCBI's taxonomy places the organism in Eukaryota, Metazoa, Chordata, Lepidosauria, Squamata, Phrynosomatidae. The transcript is spliced from 10 exons. Gene Ontology annotation, cellular component: cytosol; COP9 signalosome. The coding region runs from base 136 to 1473 and encodes 445 amino acids.
CAACCACAACUCUAUGGUUAUCUAGAGCGUCGCAUUGCCCCCUUGAGGGAGCCUAUCUAUCUUCUCCAACCACAACUCUAUGGUUACGCAGAGCGUCGGGAUGGAAGCCCGUCUCCGCUCCCUCACCGCCGCUCUAUGGUUAACGCAGAUCGUCGCGUGAGGAGGAGGAAGAUCGCUCGCCGGGCGCUCAAGAUGGCGGCUGCCGUGCGGCAGGAGCUGACGCAGCUCAUGAGCUCCAGCGGCUCCCACAAAGACUUAGCCGGGAAGUAUCGUCAGAUCCUGGAAAAAGCAAUCCAGCUCUCUGGAGUCGAACAGCUAGAGGCACUAAAAGCCUUUGUAGAAGCAAUGGUAAAUGAAAAUGUCAGUUUAGUGAUUUCACGCCAGUUGCUGACAGACUUCUGUACGCAUCUUCCAAGCCUUCCUGAUAGCACAGCCAAAGAAAUAUAUCACUUCACCUUGGAAAAGAUUCAGCCUCGUGUAAUUUCAUUUGAGGAGCAGGUUGCUUCCAUAAGACAACAUCUUGCAUCAAUUUAUGAGAAAGAAGAAGACUGGCGUAAUGCAGCCCAAGUGUUGGUGGGGAUUCCUUUGGAAACAGGACAAAAGCAAUACAAUGUAGACUAUAAACUGGAGACCUAUCUGAAAAUUGCACGACUGUACCUGGAGGACGAUGAUCCUGUUCAAGCUGAAGCUUAUAUAAACAGGGCAUCUCUUCUUCAGAAUGAAUCAACUAAUGAACAGCUACAAAUACAUUAUAAGGUGUGCUACGCUCGUGUUCUUGACUACAGAAGGAAGUUCAUUGAAGCUGCCCAGAGAUAUAAUGAACUUUCUUACAAGAGUAUAGUCCAUGAAAGUGAGAGGCUAGAGGCAUUGAAGCACGCCUUGCACUGUACUAUCUUAGCAUCAGCAGGACAGCAGCGUUCUCGUAUGCUAGCCACUCUCUUCAAGGAUGAGAGGUGCCAGCAGCUUGCAGCCUAUGGGAUACUGGAAAAGAUGUAUCUGGACAGGAUUAUCAGAGGAAAUCAGCUGCAGGAAUUUGCUGCAAUGCUCAUGCCACACCAAAAAGCAACAACAGCUGAUGGUAAUCUUGCCUCCAAGUGUGGAUGUACCGUAUGCUGUGGACCACUUAAACACUGUUCAUGUUCUAGUAUUUUGGACAGAGCUGUCAUUGAACACAAUUUGCUGUCUGCAAGUAAAUUGUAUAACAACAUUACCUUUGAAGAACUUGGAGCACUAUUAGAAAUUCCUGCAGCCAAGGCAGAAAAGAUAGCCUCUCAAAUGAUAACAGAGGGUCGAAUGAAUGGAUUCAUUGAUCAGAUAGAUGGAAUAGUUCAUUUUGAAACUCGGGAAGCCUUACCAACCUGGGACAAACAGAUCCAGUCACUUUGCUUCCAAGUUAAUAAUCUUUUGGAGAAGAUUAGUCAGACUGCCCCAGAAUGGACAGCACAGGCCAUGGAGGCUCAGAUGGCACAGUAGACUUUUGUUUCUUUUCCUAUGUAGAGAAGAUGAUUUUUGUUCUUCUAAAAAUGUGAAACAAGCAUAAGAAACUGAACUUCUGGUUUUGUUCAACUUCUACUAAAAUACAAACUAUACAAGACGUAGACUGAUGCACAACAUGUUAAAACUCUUAAAGGAUUACCUUAAAGGAACAGCAGAAUAGCAUAACACUUGUUUUAAGGUGGAACUGAAGAAUAACAGGAAGGAGGAGAAAAAUGUGUUAAAGUUUUGUAUUAAAAUUUCAAUUGUUUUGAGGCCUUGUGAAUAUUUUUGUGGUGUGAAAACUAAGGUGCCAUGCUUUCUUUAGUUGUAAUUAUUCCAAUAAAGAAAAAAAAUAGACGUUAAUCUGAUACUAGACACCUGAAUUCUUUUCUUGCAUUUUGUUUUCCUCAUAAAACCUCACUAGACUUUCCAUGUUGAAUUUAUAGUCUUCGGAAGUGGCUAUUGUUAAAUGUAUUUUAAAAUCUGUGUAAGUAAAUGAGUUGAAACGUAACAUAUGCUUAUGUUUAUGGACUCUUCAUAUACAGAGCAGGAAGAAAGCAAGUUCAUUGAAGUUUUUUACAACCCUUGUUGGAUUUAUAUGAAUUUUGGGCAGGUGUGUGGUUAUCGGGGCUUAACUAAAAAUAGAGUGGGCAUUUCUGGGUGAAAGAUAGAGCAGAGAAGGUAGAAUAGUUGUAAAGUAAGAUUUCAUUUUCCUGUACAGCUCUUUACCUUCCCCAUAAUUAACAGAAGCAGAAUAAAAUAUUCAAUUCAAAAUA